Messenger RNA from Phycomyces blakesleeanus NRRL 1555(-), 1981 nucleotides. RefSeq lists its product as hypothetical. Gene Ontology annotation, molecular function: transcription coregulator activity. The transcript is spliced from 8 exons. The coding region runs from base 8 to 1717 and encodes 569 amino acids. Lineage: Eukaryota; Fungi; Mucoromycota; Mucoromycetes; Mucorales; Phycomycetaceae. Gene Ontology annotation, biological process: chromatin remodeling; regulation of transcription by RNA polymerase II. Gene Ontology annotation, cellular component: nuclear chromosome; SWI/SNF complex; nucleus. The record is from RefSeq and is a predicted model, not a curated record.
CGUCCUAAUGCAAAAAAACAUGACCCCAACGCAGCUCCAGCAGCUCCAGCAGCAGCGCAUGGCCAUGUAUGCAAUGCAAUCCUCAGCACGGCUACAGCCGACACAAUUCCAACCAGUACCUCAUCUAUACACGUCUAUGCCUCCCCCGGGUAUGGCACCACACGCACCUGAUCUUGCUGGUUGGAAUGACCCUAAUCGUGCAGUUCCUAAUAAUCGGAUGCCGUCUUUUCGUCUCACUGCUCAUCCAUCAGCUGCAGCUCCACCACGAAUGGGCCAGCAAUUUGCUGGUCAGCCAGCCGGCGUACGACCGCCAAUGACUGUCGUUCCACAUGUUGAAACAACCCCCGUUCACACACCUGUCCAGAAACGUAAUCUAGCACUAUAUCGAGAACGUGACAAUACAUACCAAGAAACACUUAAUAUUCAGCACAAACGACACAUUGAUCUCGCUCAAGAAAAGAAGCGAGACAUUGAGCUUGCAGGAGCAGAGCGAAGAGCAAAAACCCAGCACGGACCCAUUGUAGGUUUUGGUCCAGGUUACAAUGGCCAUGGUAAUGGAACAACAGGAGGUCAGACACGAAUUGUUUAUCCCCAGCAGCGCAAAAGAAUGAGACAUGCGCGCGAGUUUCGCUUUGCCCUGGAAGAAAUGACAGAGCAGGCAGAGAAAGAAGAUGCCUUGGUACCUAUCCGUAUCGACCUGGAAAUUGAUGGAUACAAGCUCAGAGAUACAUUUACAUGGAAUUUGAAUGAGACAUUGGUGACACCCGAGCAAUUUGCAAAUGUACUGUGUGAGGAUUUACGUUUGCCAGCAGCAUCUUUUGCACCUCAGAUUACACGUACACUCCGGGAUCAGAUCCAAGACUAUUAUCUUCACAAUGCAAGUAUGGUUACCAAAGACGACUCCGACCAGGAGAAGGAAGAAGUGGCCGAAAGAAAUGAAAAUGAAGUAGCAGUAAAGAAAGAAGAGGAACCAGAAGAUGAAAAGAAAGUCAAGAGUAGAGAAUUACGAAUGUUAAUCAGACUGGACAUCACGGUAGGUAACCGUGCAUUGCUGGAUCAAUUUGAAUGGGAUAUUAGCUGUCAGCGCAACUCCCCGGAAGCAUUCGCUCAGGUUAUGUCAACAGAGUUGGGCCUGGGAGGCGAAUUCAAGACGGCUAUUGCACAUUCGAUUCGUGAGCAGAUAUAUGUGUAUAUCAAAUCGCUUUUACUUGUGGGACAUGAAUUUAACGACUCGCCUGUCACCGACGACGAUCUGAAGCACAGCUUUUUGCCUGUACUAAAAUCAAUUAUACGUGAAGGAGAACAAGUCGAGCGUUUUACACCAGCAUUGCUUGAACUGACAGACGCAGAAGUAGAAAAGAUAGAGAAAGAUCGUAUGAGAGAGGCCAGACGUAAACGACGUCAAACACGCGGUAGACGUGGUAUUCUCUUACCCGACCGUGAACCAAUAAAGACCAACAGAACUGUCUAUGCCAUUCCACCCGAUCAUGACAUGACAGACGAACAAUUUAUUACCAGCAUCUCCAACCCUCCUCGUGCACCUGUAUCUGAUGUUACAAUGCAUUCUCAGCGACGCAGUGCUAUGCGCGCUCGUAUCAACAUAGCAGCUGAGGCAGCAGGAAACCAAACCACCCAUCCUAGUCAAAGUAUGCAAAGUGUCAUCUCACUUCAUUCAACUAACCGGGCGGAUCACACACGACCUCAUCCAAGCGGUUAAUAAAGCUUUAAAUUAUUGUCCCGUUGAUUUUCAACGAUAAACUUGUAUUCUUAACAAGUAUCUUGUUCUUAAAUCAAGAUCUCUUUGGUUUCUUUUUUUUAUUCUCCUUGAACGGGAUCUAGUAUAUACACUGUCACUCCUUUCUCUCUCUCUCUUUCCCUCACUUCCUUCCUCUUUCUCCUUUUCUCUACCAUUCCUUUCUCCCUUCCUUCUAUCUUUCUACCAUAAAGCAAACUUGCAUGCUACACGUCUAAUUCAUUAAAG